Vicia villosa (hairy vetch) is the source of this 1365-nucleotide messenger RNA. RefSeq lists its product as uncharacterized. The record is from RefSeq and is a predicted model, not a curated record. Bases 1 to 1365 code for a protein of 454 amino acids. Gene Ontology annotation, molecular function: zinc ion binding; nucleic acid binding. Lineage: Eukaryota; Viridiplantae; Streptophyta; Magnoliopsida; Fabales; Fabaceae. The transcript has 2 exons.
AUGAGUACCAAUGAUCGAAUCCUAUCCAAUUUACCGAUUCUUGAUUCGAAGAAUUACGACAAGUGGUCUAAACAAAUGAAGGUCUUGUUUGGAUAUCAAGAAGUUCUCGAUAUCGUCAACAAUGGUGUCACACCUCUUGGGGCUGAACCUACAGCUGCACUUCAAGCCACUUUCAGGGAAGAGAAGAAGAAAGAUUACAAAGCUCUCUUCUUGAUACACUCUACUUGUGUCGAUGGUGAUAAUUUCGAAAAGGUCGGUGAUUGCGAGUCCGCGAAGCAAGCUUGGUUAAUUCUUGAGAAAGCAUAUGCUGGGGCUGCAAAGGCGAAGGUUGUGAGGUUACAAACUCACAAGAGACAAUUCGAGUUAACACAAAUGGAAGAUAAGGAAACGAUCAAUGAUUAUGUGACGCGCAUUACGCGCUUAGUGAAUCAAAUCAAGUCGUGUGGGGAAACUAUCUUAGAGCAGAAUGUUGUGUCAAAAAUCUUACGUUCGUUGACGUCAAGAUUCGACAACAUUGUGGUUGCUAUUGAAGAGUCGAAUGACCUUAUGUCUCUGAGCAAGGAUGAGCUUCAAAGUUCCCUAGAAGCACAUGAACAAAGAAUGGACGAGAGAGGAAGCGAUAAGGCAAAGGCGGAGUUAGCUUUGCAAGUUCGUUUCAAUGAAAGGAGUAAAGGUUCGAAAGGGAAAUGGCCUUCGAAAGGGAAGCAAGGCGAUGGUGAAUCUAAACAUUCGAAGGGACAAAAGGUUGAGAGCAGCAACUCAAAUGGUUAUGGUGAUCGAAGCAACGCGAGAGGUGGAAAACCAAGAGACAUGAGCAAAGUACAAUGCUGGAAAUGUAAGAAACUUGGGCAUUUUCAAUCAAAGUGUGGUGCUAAACAGCUUGCAACUAAAGGGGAUGAAGCCAAGGUUGCUAGGCAAGAGGUGGAUGAUGAAGCCACACUCUUAAUGAUGAUUACCGAUGAGUGCGACAGCAUUACAAAGGUACUGGACAGUAGCUGCAAGUCACGAGACAGCAGCUGUAGCAGUGCAGAAAAAGUGACAGUUUUGAGUUCGGAACAAAAUGUGAUGAUUUCGGUUCGUGAUGGAACUCAAGGCAAAGAGGAGUGGUACUUAGACUCCGGAUGUUACAACAUACGGUUGGAAGAUAAGAUCUUGCGGGUUGUUGAUGCUAGUGGCGUGUUGAUCCUAAAGGCCCCCAUGGCUACCAAUAGGACUUUCAAAGUUGAGCUGAAAGUAUUGGAGCAUAGGUGCUUAGCUACAGCUGCAAGUAGAGAGGAGUGGUUAUGGCAUUAUUGUCUCGGUCACUUGAAUUUUCGUGAUCUCAAAGCGUUGCAACAAGAAGGUAUGUGUAAUACGGUGAACUGA